AUGGUGAUUAGUUUACGACAGUUUUUAAGCCCCCUGACUGCAGUUUCUUGCAUCGGCGAUGGAGGUUUUGAUGAAGGAGAAGAAUGUGCUAGUGUGGAGGUAGGGCUGGAAUGUGGACAUCAUGGACUCGAAAGAAUCCAGGUGGGAGGUUUUUUGGUUGUCCAAAUUACAUGGAUGAAGAGAAGGACUAUGGGAGUUGUUGCUAAUGGAGGUGUAGUUGUUCCUUUUAAUAACCAUGUUAAUGAAGUUGAAAAAGUUGUUGAUGACCCUAUUGCCCCUGUAAAUGUCGAUGGCCCUAUUGCCCCUAUAAAUGUUGAUGGCCCUAUUGCCCCUGUGAAUGCCCUUGAACCUGAUAAUCAAAUUGCAAUGCUUGAGAAUGCACAUGUGUCUGCUAAUGAACUUGGAGUUUGGAAGUGGAUGAUGGUUUGCUUCUAUUAUUUCAUUGUAGGGAUGAUGUAUGGUUAG
Lactuca saligna is the source of this 465-nucleotide messenger RNA. NCBI's taxonomy places the organism in Eukaryota, Viridiplantae, Streptophyta, Magnoliopsida, Asterales, Asteraceae. The record is from the annotation of a GenBank genome assembly.